AUGGCCGCGCGUCGGCCGCUACGGGUGUUGUGCUUGGCGGGCUUCCGGCAGAGCGAACGGGGCUUCCGCGAGAAGACUGGCGCUCUGAGGAAGGCGCUGCGAGGCCGCGCCGAGCUCGUGUGCCUCAGCGGCCCGCACCCGGUCUCCGAAGCGGCCGAGCCUGACUGCGGUCCCUGCGCCCCGGAGGAGCAGCCUCGAGGCUGGUGGUUUUCAGAGGCUACAGCGGACACCUUCUCCGCGCUGGAAGAGCCCGCCGUGUGCCGGGGGCUGCAGGAGGCCCUGGGAGCGGUGGCCCGGGCCCUGAGCAGCCUGGGGCCUUUUGACGGACUCCUCGGGUUCAGCCAGGGGGCCGCGCUGGCCGCCCUGGUGUGUGCCCUGGGCCAGGCGGGAGACCCGCGCUUCCCCUUACCGCGGUUUAUCAUCCUGGUCUCUGGCUUCUGUCCUCGGGGCCUUGUUCUCAAGGAACCCAUCUUGAAGAGUCCCUUGUCACUGCCUUCCCUGCAUGUUUUUGGGGAAACCGACCGUGUGAUUCCUGCUCAGGAGAGCGUGCAGCUGGCCAGCCGAUUCCCCGGAGCCGUCACCCUCACCCAUUCUGGUGGUCACUUCAUUCCUGCAGCUGCAGCCCAGCGCCAGGCCUACCUCAAGUUCUUGGACCAGUUUGCAGAGUGA
Molecule: messenger RNA, 669 nt
Organism: Lepus europaeus (European hare)
Lineage: Eukaryota; Metazoa; Chordata; Mammalia; Lagomorpha; Leporidae
Gene: OVCA2
Product: OVCA2 serine hydrolase domain containing
Exons: 2
Coding region: 1-669 (222 amino acids)
Biological process (GO): response to retinoic acid
Cellular component (GO): cytoplasm; nucleus
Source: RefSeq, a predicted model, not a curated record